Molecule: messenger RNA, 2097 nt
Organism: Cotesia congregata
Lineage: Eukaryota; Metazoa; Arthropoda; Insecta; Hymenoptera; Braconidae
Source: the annotation of a GenBank genome assembly
AUGAUGAAGGCAAAUGGUACCAAUAAUGGUUGUAGCCGUUUGAGUACACCAUUAGCAGCUACAACCACACUGGAGGACCCAGGAACACCAGCUUCGUGGAAGGGCCCGCCAGCAGGCUCUGAGGCGUCCCCCUACACUCCGAACUCGGUGAAUCAGGGCGGUCCAAGCUACAACACUUCGGGCCCCGGUGGAAACCCUGGAGGAUUUCAGGGCCCGAGUCCUUUUCCCGGUGGAGCUGGGAGCCCUGCAGGAGGGCCUGGGUACCAAGGCCCUCCACCAGGUUCCGGAACUCCUCAGUACACGGCCUCACCAGCACCAAGUGGCUCUUCCACGCCGGGGCCUGGUCCGCAGUCGAACCCAGGAUUUCCUCCACCACAAAACAACUCUGGGCCUUACAAUGGACCUGGGCCCAGUCCGUUCGGAUCGCCUUCGGGCCCACCUCAAUUCGUCGGGAGACCUGGCUCUUCCGGGCCUCCGUUUGUUCCACCAGGAGGUAAUCCUCACUUUCCUUCACCUGGACAAUUCUCGGGACCGCAGUACGGAAUGCCACCUGGGAGCCCUUUCGGGCCAGGACAUCCCAUGGGACCUAUGGGCCCUGGACACCCGAUGAUGGGCCCAGGUGGUCCUGUCGAUCGUAUGGAUCAAGGUUUACCGGCCCCGCAGCCACCAACGACUCCGACUCACGGGCCCCCGACCCCACACGGCCCAGUAGGGCCCCAUCUAAACGGGGCCUCACCUAGUCCUCACCCGAUGCCACAUAUGAUGCAGGGGUCGCCACAUCAUAUGGGCCCAGGGGCCGGGGGGGGACCCUCACCUCACCCUCACCACCAUAUGGUAGGGUCACCGCAUCAUCAUAUGGCUACAGGUGGCUCGGUAAUGCCUGGGGGCCCUGGAACUGGUCCUGGCCCCGGGCCUGGAGGCGGUAUGAUGGCCCCAGGAAUUCAACAAGGCCCUAUGUGUCCUCCUGGAGCUCCUGGACCCAUGGGCCCUCAUCAUCAGGCCCCACCUGGACAACAUAUGCACAAUGAUCCCUUCUACUGCUCGCCGUUUGGAAGUCCGUAUUACAGAUCGUUACCUGUCCCCAGGAGGCACACACCAUACUUCCAGCAGCCUGAUAUCAGACUUUACGAACUCAACAAGAGGUUACAAUCAAGGACUGAGGAAAGUGACAAUCUUUGGUGGGAUUCGUUCGCGACGGAAUUUUUUGAGGAUGACGCUACGCUAACUCUCGCCUUUUGCCUUGAGGAUGGACCUAAAAGAUACACGAUAGGAAGGACGUUAAUCCCAAGGUACUUCAGGUCGAUAUUUGAAGGCGGUGUCACAGAGCUUUAUUAUCAUAUGAAACAUCCUAAGGAAUCGUUUCAUAAUACUUCUAUUACAUUAGAUUGCGAACACUGUGUUAUGGUGACGCAUCAUGGGAAACCGCCGUUCAUGAAGGUGUGUACCGAAGGUAGGCUAAUAUUAGAAUUCACAUUCGACGAUUUGAUGAGGAUAAAGUCGUGGCACAUGAACGUGAGAACACACCGGGAGUUGGUGCCCAGAUCUGUCGUCAGCAUGCAUACUGCGCAGCAAGAUCCCUCGAUGCUCGAACAAUUGACGAAGAAUAUCACCAGACAAGGCAUUACUAAUUCAACUUUAAAUUAUCUUAGGUUAUGUGUAAUAUUGGAACCAAUGCAAGAAUUAAUGUCCAGGCAUAAAGCGUAUCAACUUACGCCCCGAGAUUGCCUGAAGACGACGCUGUUCCAGAAGUGGCAGAGGAUGGAUGUCAUGGUAGUAGGUGAACCCUCACUAAUGGGCGGCGAGUUCGGAGAAGAGGAUGAACGACUAAUAACAAGGCUAGAAAACGCCCAGUACGAUGCAAGCAAUAGCAUAGAUCAACACGGACACGAUAACAGCGGGGGUGGACCACCUCCUCACCCACAUCAGUUCCACUCGGAACCAACUCCUGGGAACUCCUGGCCGCCUGACCGUGGCCCUGGACCCCCACAAGGAGGUCCAGGCAAUCAAGUACAAGGGAACCAAGGCGGCGCAGGCGUACAAGGACCUCCAGAUUCAAACCAACAGCAGGAUAAAAAAAGCCCCGCAGUGAGUCAGUGA